Symbiodinium necroappetens is the source of this 498-nucleotide messenger RNA. Lineage: Eukaryota; Dinophyceae; Suessiales; Symbiodiniaceae. The record is from the annotation of a GenBank genome assembly.
AUGUCGGGCUACAUCAGCUUGGUGGAGCUGGAGGAGAACAUGCACAAGAAAUCGGUCCAGACCUACUUCGAGGCCUUGGAGUUGGACGUGUCUGACGCGUGGACCUUCUUCAAGCUGCUUGACACUGAUGGCGGCGCUGCCAUAGAGAUUGAGGAGUUCCUGUUGGGAUGCCUGCGGCUGCGGGGCCCUGCAAGGGCACUCGACCUGGCAAAGAUGCAGCAUGAUCAUCAAUGGCUGUCCAAGACACUCGGUGCCUUCAUGGCCCACGUGGAGGUGUCACUGCGAAAGCUUGAAGCAGGGCUGCUCAAGCUGUGCGAACUGCAGUUCGACUCCCAAUUCGACGGGUCGAGUCAAGUACCCUCCGUGCCGUCUCGGGCAAAGUCACAGGGCUCCCACAAGCCGCUGGCCGUGCCCCCGCAUAUCAUCCACAAGGCUCAUGAAACAGAGCAGCUGCAUUCGCCAGGAUUCGCGGAUGCUGCUCCACCACCUGCACCACAG